AUGAAGCAGGCUUUCUGGUGUAUGUUUAGCCUGUCGGCACUGUUAGCGAGGAGCUCACCCAUUUCUUCAUAUCAGCUCUAUGAGACACCCUUAACUUCAGAAGCUGAGAAAAGAUCUUUUGAUAGCUGUCUAGGAAAUACACCAGAAACCCGACAACAAUGGUGCAACUAUGACAUUAACACGGACUACACUACCACGACGCCAGACACAGGCGUUACCCGAGAAUUCUGGCUUGAACUCGACCAAGUAUAUAUUGCACCAGACGGAAGGACCCGCUGGACACUAGCAUUCAACGGAUCCGUGCCAGGCCCGACACUUGAAGUUAAUUGGGGAGAUACAGUGAUUGUUCAUUUGCACAACAAACUGCCCGCAACGGCGCGCAACGGCACCAGUAUACACUUCCAUGGUAUCAGGCAGUACUACAGCAAUCCAAUGGAUGGCGUGGUAUCCAUAACGCAGUGCCCACUUGCACCAGGUCACACAAUGACAUAUCGUUGGCGGGCGACACAAUACGGAACAACGUGGUACCAUUCACAUAUAGGGCUUCAAACGUGGGAAGGAGCCUUUGGCGGAAUAAUCAUCAACGGACCCGCUAGUGCCAACUAUGACGAAGACAAGGGCGUCAUCCUACUAAGCGACUGGGAUGCUCGGACAGUUGACGAGCUCUGGGAUACGGCACAGCUUAUCGGGUCACCAAUGCUUGAUAAUGGGCUUAUCAAUGGAGUGAAUGUCUUCGGGGAAGAUGAAGAUCCCAAUCAGACCGGAUUCCGCUUCAAUAUCUCGUUCGAAGCGGGGAAAUCCUACAGAUUACGUUUGGGUAAUGCGGCAUGUGACACACUAUUCUCGUUUUCUGUAGAUCAUCAUUUGAUGACGGUCAUUGCCACUGACCUCGUUCCAAUAAAACCAUACACUACAUCGGUCAUCUACAUUGCAAUUGGACAGCGAUAUGAUAUAAUUAUACACGCAAAUGAAAGCACGGACGAAAGCUUCUGGAUGCGAGCUAUACCACAAAAGGCCUGCUCAACAAACAGCAACGCCAACAACAUUCGAGGAAUAGUAUACUACAACACACGUGGAAGCGAGCAUGAAACCCCACCAACGCUCCCAAUCACGACAGCCCACAACUCCACUAGUACCAAUAGCUGCACAGACGAAAAAGCCUCAAAUCUAAUCCCAAUAAUCUCACAAGCCUUCCCGGACCAAAGAGGCGAAUCAUAUAACGAAACACUCCCAGCCACAGUCUCCACAACAACUAACUCAUUUUAUCGCUGGCAGCUGAACGGGACGAGCAUGUACCUAAACUGGAGUGAACCCACUCUGCGCCAGAUCCACACAGACACAUAUGCAGACUUGGUCUCGACCAACAAAUCCCCAUCCACUGCGGUGAUUGCGGUUCCACACGCCGAGGAAUGGGUACUAGUGGUGAUUGAAACAUCCGUCGGCGUACCACAUCCAAUUCAUCUACACGGCCAUGAUUUUUUAGUGGUUGCGCAAGGACCAGGACGCUACGAGGUUCCAGGCGAACGAAGUGGAAAGGCUAGUGCAAGUAGAAAUGGACUUGUGCAUUUGGCGGGGACGCUACCCAAGCGCGAUACGGCGCUGCUACCAGCAUGGGGCCAUCUUGCUCUAGCGUUCCGCACAGAUAACCCUGGAGCGUGGCUCCUGCACUGUCACAUUGGAUGGCAUCUUGAGCAAGGGUUUGCAUUACAAUUUGUUGAGCGGGAAGCGGAGAUAAAGGAGCUUUUGGCUUCGGCUUGGGCAGAUGAUAUGCAAUUUCUGUCGGAUAGUUGUGCUGUGUGGAGUGACUAUGCUAAGGAAUGUGCUAUUUUGGAAACUGGGUCUGGAGUUUGA
Penicillium taxi is the source of this 1851-nucleotide messenger RNA. RefSeq lists its product as uncharacterized. The record is from RefSeq and is a predicted model, not a curated record. The transcript is spliced from 3 exons. The coding region runs from base 1 to 1851 and encodes 616 amino acids. Gene Ontology annotation, molecular function: oxidoreductase activity; copper ion binding. NCBI's taxonomy places the organism in Eukaryota, Fungi, Ascomycota, Eurotiomycetes, Eurotiales, Aspergillaceae.